Molecule: messenger RNA, 261 nt
Organism: Heterostelium album PN500
Lineage: Eukaryota; Evosea; Eumycetozoa; Acytosteliales; Acytosteliaceae
Gene: uqcrq
Product: cytochrome b-c1 complex subunit 8
Exons: 2
Coding region: 1-261 (86 amino acids)
Biological process (GO): mitochondrial electron transport, ubiquinol to cytochrome c
Source: RefSeq, a predicted model, not a curated record
AUGGGAGGAUCAGGAGCCGUCUUUGGAAAGCAAAUCACCUACACUCUUUCACCAUUCCGUCAAAGAUUGUUUGUCAACUACUUCAAGAAUGCCGUACCACAUAUCAAGCGUGGUGUUCGUGAGCAUUCACUUGCCAUUGUACCAUACUUUGUUGCUUUGGGUGUCACUGUCAACUGGGCAAAUCACUCUUACCACGAGGAUAGAAAGGGUAUUACAAAGCAAAACAAAAAUGCAGUAUUAUAUCUACUACCUGCUUGUUAG